Molecule: messenger RNA, 1089 nt
Organism: Physella acuta
Lineage: Eukaryota; Metazoa; Mollusca; Gastropoda; Physidae
Product: 52 kDa repressor of the inhibitor of the protein kinase-like
Source: RefSeq, a predicted model, not a curated record
AUGGAGAAAAAAAUAGAACCUAUUAACAUCGCCUUGAACUCAUCAGUAAGUCAACAAAUUCUAGAAAAUCGUUUAAAGUUAGCGCCCAUAAUAGAAACUAUAAUUUUUUGCGGCCGACAAGGUCUUGCACUUAGGGGGCACAGGGAUUUCGGAAAUUUUCAGUUGGAGGAUCCUGACGAAAAUGAUGGAAAUUUUCGAGCUCUUUUAAGAUACAAAGCCAUGGGUGGAGACGAAACACUUAAACAUCAUCUAGAAAAUUCUUCAAAAAAUGCAAGAUACUUAAGUCCCACCAUUCAGAAUGAAGUGAUAAAUGUGUGCAAUAAAUUAAUUGUUCAAAAGAUUGUUGCGAAAAUUACUUCUGUUAAAUUGUUUUCUGUCUUAGCCGAUGAAACUAGUGAUAUAGCUGGUAUGGAGCAAUUUUCGUUGUGUGUUCGCUACUAUGAUAACGACAUAAAGAAAAUAAGGGAGGAUUUCCUACAGUUUGUAGGUGUAACUGAUCUAACAGGCAAAGGACUUGCAAAUGUUUUAAUGGACACUCUAGCAAAUUUACACAUAGACGGUAAUUUUAUGAUAGGUCAAGGAUAUGAUGGAGCCGCUGCAAUGAGUGGUCGACUUCAUGGGGCGCAACAAUAUGUUGCUGAGAAAUUUGAUUUGGCUAUUUACGUGCAUUGCGCAUCUCACAGUCUAAACCUAGCACUUUCUGAUGCCUGCGAACUACCAGCUGUGAGAAACUGUAUGGGAAUUCUUAAUAGUACAUACAACUUUUUUAACACACCAAAACGACAAUCUUUGCUUGCAAAUUCAAUAGAGAAAUUAACACCUAAAGCAUCAGCAUCUCGACUUAAACGAUUGUGCGCAACCAGAUGGAUUGAGCGUCAUGAGUCUGUCAACGUUUUUAUACAGCUUCAAAAAGCAACUGUUGAUGCACUGGAAAUUAUGUCAUCCUGGCACGAUACAACAACUUCUUCAACAGCGGUUCAACUUUUAGGAGCAAUUAGGAGUCUUGAGUUUCAAGUUUCUCUUAGAGUUAUCUCAAAAAUCUUUGCAGAAUACUCCAAACAGAAAACUUUGAUCUAUCUGCGGCUCUAA